AUUAUGUCAGCUUCUUCCAUUGAUCGUCACACCUGUGCCACCUGUGGGAAGCAGUACCAGAGGAGCGCCCAUUUGCGCCGGCAUGAGUCUACUCACAUUGAGGUAGCCCGCCACAACUGCGUUUAUUGCGAGAAGGUAUUCACUAGACGCGAUGUCUGCCGAAAACACAUGAUGCACUGCCCUAACAAGCAAGAUCAAGAAACCCUUCCAAGUCUGAAACGCGGCCAGAAGCCUCGCGCUUGUGAUGCCUGCUUUCACAGCAAGCAGUCAUGCGACACAUCGGAUCCCUGCGAGCGCUGUGCCUCUCGUAGAUUAACGUGUACCUAUCGCAGGCUGGAAGGA
Molecule: messenger RNA, 342 nt
Organism: Colletotrichum navitas
Lineage: Eukaryota; Fungi; Ascomycota; Sordariomycetes; Glomerellales; Glomerellaceae
Exons: 3
Biological process (GO): regulation of DNA-templated transcription
Molecular function (GO): zinc ion binding; DNA-binding transcription factor activity, RNA polymerase II-specific
Source: RefSeq, a predicted model, not a curated record